AUGUGCUCCACAGCUGUCCCGUUGCAUCUAUCGAUGCUCGCGCUACAUUAUUCCUCUUUGGAGAAUCACUACACACACAAUCCGCUUUCUGCCAUGUGCUGUUUAUUGCACCUGCGCACUGAAAAAGGCCACGCUACAAUCCAACAAAGGUUGAAAGCACUACUUACGAGCUCAAAUCCAUAUGAAUGGUUUGACAACAAUGAACAUUUGUUUGACUUCAACUGGAAACGAAAGUUUAAGUUUAUGGAGAAUUAUGUAAUAGGAGUGGAUGAGAGGUCUGGAAUUAGGUAUUAUGUGGCCGUUCCCUCUCGGAGGACAUUAUCACUGGAUUCGAACGAAGUCGAAAACGUCGCCCAGGUGAUAGAAGCGAAUUGUGGGCGAAUCAAAAAAGAGCGUAAUGGUAUGCUUCAUUAUACAGUCUUACUAAUCAAGAAACUGAGCGCAAACAGGAUUUCAAAGUGCGCCGAUUGUAUGGGCGGAGUCAGAGUGUAUUUUACCUUGGUAGGGCUUUCCUCUUCUUCGCAAUUUUGA
Molecule: messenger RNA, 531 nt
Organism: Cooperia oncophora
Lineage: Eukaryota; Metazoa; Nematoda; Chromadorea; Rhabditida; Trichostrongylidae
Source: the annotation of a GenBank genome assembly